AUGGCAAACCAAAAAGACCAACUCCGCUAUGAGAGCCUGUCAAUUCAUGCUGGAAAGGACGUGCACAGGGUUUACUCAGGAACAGGAGCUGUGACAACUCCCAUCUAUACAACUACGUCUUUCGUCUUCAAUAACUCUCAACAUGGCGCCGAUAUCUUUGCCGGGCGGGCUGAGGACUACGCCUACAGCCGACUGGGGAAUCCUACACUGGGUGUACUUGAACAGCGCAUCGCGGCUCUCGAAGGCGGGGCUGCUAGCCUUGCAGCAGCUUCCGGAGAAGCAGCUCGGUGGAUGGCUAUUUUUGGUCUAGCCAGUGCUGGCGAGAACAUUAUAUCAUCAGCCACCAUAGCAGAAGACGCAUACAACCAUUUCAAAUACAGUUUCCCAUCACGUGGCAUUUCCGUCAAGUUUGUCGAUACCAAUGAUGCCGACGCGAUCCGCAACGCAAUCGACGACCAGACGCGCGCGGUGUAUAUUGAAAGUAUAAGCAGUGUGGGUCUGGACAUUGCAGAUAUCAAGCUGGUCGCAUCGAUAGCUCAUGAGGCUGGAAUUCCGCUUAUAGUAGAUAAUACGGCCGGGGCUGCAGGCUACCUCAUUCGGCCUAUCGAUCAUGGAGCAGACAUUGUCGUGCACGCAUCCUCGGAAUGGAUCACCGGGUCUGGCACGGUUCGCUCCGGGAUAAUUAUCGAUAGCGGAAAGUUUCACUGGGCUGAACACGCCGAGAGAUUUGCGCACCUUACGACUCCGGCCCCUGGCUAUCACGGUCUCAAUUUUUGCGAAAAGUUCGACGCCCUUGCUUAUAUCUUUUACGUUCGGAUGGCAAUUUUGCGUGAUGUCGGACCCUCUCUGAACCCAUUCGCGGCGACUUUCGCGUUAGCCGGGCUGGCAAGCCUGUCUCCUCGUCUAGAUCGGCACCACGAAAACGCUUUAAUAUUGGCGAGAUGGCUGGCAUCAAACGGAAAAGUGAGUCGGGUGAUAUUCCCUGGUCUGCCUGAUCACCAGAAAGUCGACCGCGCAGAGACCUAUCUUCGACAACGGAAUGCGUAUGGGGCGAUCUUAUAUUUCGGGAUAGUAGGAGGCGGAGUGGAAGCAGCUAAGGCGCUGGUUGCGAACUUGAAGAUGAUCGGGGAAUCUGACGGCGUGGGAAAUCCCCAGACACUCAUCUAUCUGCCAAAUGUCGCUUUGUCCCCCAGACCAGGGAUUACAGAGGUCGAUGAAGCCUUUUUUCGGGUGUCGGUCGGGCUGGAAAAUUCGAAUGACAUUAUCGAGGACAUUGAGCAGGCACUGAAUCUCCUGUAG
Messenger RNA from Penicillium canariense, 1299 nucleotides. RefSeq names its product O-acetylhomoserine-lyase. The coding region runs from base 1 to 1299 and encodes 432 amino acids. The transcript has 9 exons. The record is from RefSeq and is a predicted model, not a curated record. Gene Ontology annotation, biological process: transsulfuration. Gene Ontology annotation, molecular function: transferase activity, transferring alkyl or aryl (other than methyl) groups; pyridoxal phosphate binding. Lineage: Eukaryota; Fungi; Ascomycota; Eurotiomycetes; Eurotiales; Aspergillaceae.